Messenger RNA from Prorocentrum cordatum, 660 nucleotides. Lineage: Eukaryota; Dinophyceae; Prorocentrales; Prorocentraceae. The record is from the annotation of a GenBank genome assembly.
AUGCCCGUCCAGGCGCCGGGUCCUGUUGCUGGACGACAACAUGUAUCGACGGAGCAUGAGGAAGAGGUGGUACCACCUCGCGCUCGAGCACGGCUGCGCGUUCCGGCAGCUGUUCCUCUCGGCCCCCGAGGCCGAGUGCCUGGCGCGCAACCGCCAGCGGGAGGCGGCCUGCCGCGUCCCCGACUUCUCGAUCCGACACAUGGCCGAGGUGUUCCAGUGGCCGCGGGCGGACGGCGAGUCGUGGGAGGCGCGGGAGCUCGUCUCCCUCACUCUGGACGCCUGCAGCGCGACUACACGGAGGGCCAGGUGGAGGCCUUCCUGCAGCACUGGCGGUGCCGCGAGGGCAGCUUCUGGAUGCCACUGCCGCCGCGCGACGAGCCACAGGCCGAGGCACAGAGCGAAGCGCACAGCGCCGACGUGGCGCUGCGGCGCGUCGUCUCGCGGGCCAUCUCGGAGGCGCCGCCAGAGCUGGGCGAGGCAAGGGGCGCGUUGUCCAAGAAGUGGAGCAAGCGGAAAGCGGAGCUGGUGAAGGAGCUCUCGGCGGAGCUGAAGGUGAGGGGCGGUGCCUCCGCCGAUGAGCUCAUCAACGGCGCGGAGAUCCUCUUCAUGCGCUCCUGCGUCGCGGAUGUGCAGCGCGCGGCGGCCGAGCUGCGCGGCUGA